Peromyscus eremicus (cactus mouse) is the source of this 2409-nucleotide messenger RNA. RefSeq names its product KIAA1328 ortholog. The coding region runs from base 146 to 2242 and encodes 698 amino acids. The record is from RefSeq and is a predicted model, not a curated record. The transcript has 11 exons. Lineage: Eukaryota; Metazoa; Chordata; Mammalia; Rodentia; Cricetidae.
CGGUGGUGGUGGCAGUGACCGGCGCCGCCGUGGAGAGCCGGCUUGCCGGCUGACGCGGCCGACCCCGCCUCAGCUCUGCGGCCGUCGGGCUCACGGCAUGCCGGGAGUUGUAGUUUUCGGCGCCUGAGGGCUCGGCCAGGAGAGGAUGGGCGCCCCGGGGGGCUCUGGCUGCAGCAGUUCCGCUGGGCGCUCGUUCCCGCGACCCUGGCCGGGGCCUCACCUCACAUCUCCGCGACCCCGCCUCGCCUCGGCCGGGAGCCUCUGCCCUCGCCAGGGUCGGAGGCGCAAGCGGGGGCGGGCCUCUGCGCCGAGCGGCCAAUGGGGACUGAGCCUGGCGGCCGGGGCGUGGCGGCCCCGGCGCGACGCUUCGAGUGGCGGUUGUUUCAAGAUGGCGGGCGCGGCGGGCCCCUCCCUGCCCGGCUCGGCGUUCUGGAGCCGCGACGUUUCUGAUGAAGAACAAUCAGUAGUUUAUGUUCCAGGACUUUCCUCAGAAGGAGAUACAAGAUCAAGACUCAAGUUGAUAAAUCCAAAAGUUGAUGUUAAAGUUAAGACUUCCGGGGUGACUGAUGCUUCCAUCUCCAUGGGGUCAUUAAAAGGUGCAGGAGAUUCAGCAGCUGAACAGAAUGUCUGCAAGGGAGGCAUGAAGACGGCAUCAUUGAAAGAUUUAUGUCUUGAAGACAAAAGACGCAUUGCGAACUUAAUUAAAGAACUGGCCAGAAUCAGUGAAGAAAAGGAAGUGACAGAGGAGCGCCUGAAGACCGAGCAGGAGUCCUUUGAGAAGAAGAUUCGGCAGUUGGAAGAACAGAAUGAACUGAUCAUCAAAGAAAGGGAAGCUCUUCAGCUGCAGUAUAGAGAAUGUCAAGAACUGCUAAGUCUCUACCAGAAGUACCUAUCAGAGCAGCAAGAGAAGCUCACCAUGUCACUCUCAGAACUUGGUGCCGCUAGAGUGCAGGAAAAGCAGAUAGCCAACAGGAAAAGUACUCACCAGUCUUCAUUGAUGGACCUGGAUGGUUCUUACCUGAGUGUAGCCAAACCACAAACCUACUGUCAGACCAAGGCAAGGCCUAAGUCAGCAAACCAGGACUCAGUUUCAGAGUCCCUUACAGCAUUGAGGAAUAAUUCUUUGAAACCAGUAACACUUCAUCCUCCCAAAGAGCGUUUAGAGAGGGUGCCAUCAGAAACCAGAACAGGUACUUAUGAAUCUUCAGGUAGGAAACCAAUAGAUGUAGCCCCGAUAGAGAGAGUCCUACCUUCAGAAGAGGUGAAGAUGAAGGAAUAUCCACACCUUCCACCUGCAACAUUGAGUCAGUACUGUGGUCAUAAAUGCUCUGAAGGUGAAGAUUAUGUUCAUGAGAACUACCGUCCUGCGAACAUGGCCCCUCAGUACUGUAAGACACGCCCGGCGUCAUGCGGUCAGUGUGGGCUUUCCUGGCCAUCUCUCAUGCCUGGUCGAGUGACAGUGCAACCCAGUGAGACCGAUGUCAAAAAGCAGCUCUCAGAAGAUCGUAGGCAGCAGUUGAUGCUUCAGAAGAUGGAACUAGAAAUCGAAAAGGAACGCCUUCAGCAUCUUCUGGCCCAGCAAGAGACAAAGCUUCUCCUCAAACAGCAGCAGCUGCACCAGUCCCGACUGGAUUAUGACUGGUUAAGGACUCAAGCUAUAUUUAAGUCUCGAGAACUGGUUGCUGAUAAUGAAUUUACUAAACCUCAAGAACUCGAUCUCGAUGUGAAUGGUAGUGACUCUGGACCAAGUUUAAUGAAGUCAAAAUGUGAAGGAUGGCUGCAUGGAACCUCAUCAUCAUUUAAAAAGUGCCAAAACUCUCCAAACAGUGGACAACACAGGAGGGAGAAGAAGACAGUUGAGUUUCAGUCACAUGUGGCGGAUGACGUCCAAGGGCUAUGCCAACAGAACGAUACCUACAGACCCCAGAGAGAGACAGUGACAGGAGUUAGAAAAGAUGCAUCCACAUCUCCUAUGCCAACAAGAAGUCCUAAGGACCCCGUGACCUCAUCAUCAUCAUCCCAGCGCAACACCUCACGGUAUGAGACAUCUCUGUUGGAUUUGGUUCAGUCUCUGAGCCCAAAUUCUGCUCCCAAAUCUCAGCCCCAUCCCUCCAGAGCAGCAGGAGUGUGGAACACUUUCCGACCUAGCCCUCAGAAAUCUACCUGGAAGAAAGUGGGAACACGCAGGAGCCCUGAAGACCUGGAGGAGAGUCAGAUUCUGGAAGACAUAUUUUUCAUAUGACUCUGAAGCACAUGCUACAUAGUUUCAUAGGAAAUGUUUGAGUUCCUUUACAUACUGACGAAGGAUGUUAAAUGACUUGAUUGCCAAGCAGCUGAAUCUCUCCUUUCACAGGGACCUAUCUUACUGGCAUCCUCUUAAGUAUUGAAUACAGAAAUCAUUCUAACAAA